Messenger RNA from Rhizopus microsporus ATCC 52813, 1842 nucleotides. RefSeq lists its product as uncharacterized. The transcript has a single exon. NCBI's taxonomy places the organism in Eukaryota, Fungi, Mucoromycota, Mucoromycetes, Mucorales, Rhizopodaceae. Bases 30 to 1763 code for a protein of 577 amino acids. The record is from RefSeq and is a predicted model, not a curated record.
GAUCGUUCUUGUGUAUACUUUAUCUCAAAAUGUCAGGCUUCAAUGAGAUACCUAGUGAAAUUUUACAGAAGAUUUUUGUAUAUGUUCAGAAGAGUGCAGAGUACAAAAAAAGUUGGAUAGUGCAAUAUCAGCUUGUCUGUAAGGGAUGGAACCAGGUUGCAAAAACAUGGAUGUAUAGCUUAGUGGAUUUAUACAACGAUAAGACCAUUGAAAGGUUUUUACACUGUAUGAAAAAUAGCAGAGCAGGACACCUUACUCGAACCAUAUGUCUUAACACAGGAUACCGAAAAUAUGAAACAACAGAGCUUUACAUCAAUGAACUUGUUGAAGCCUGUCCAAACGUAGAACGUGUUAAGGGCACUAUCAAGAACUAUGAUUCUUGGCGUACUAUUGCCACUGCCGCAUCAAUGCACUGGCCUCAUAUAAAGGAACUUACUAAUCCUUUUUUAUUAACUGAACACGGUGAUUACUUUGACUGUUACAACACACUUAUCUCGUUUUUUCGCCAUUCGCUCACUCACCUCUAUCUACCGCCAGAGCAUCCCUCUGCUCCAAUAAUGAAAGAACUUUGUCAGCGAUUACCAGAGUUUAGCAAUUUAACACACUUGACUAUCGACAAGAUGGAAGCCUUUUGGUCACUUAUAGAUUAUGAUGAAAUAAUCCAGCUUUGUCCUAGCUUGACAUCUUUAAGCGUAAACUCAAGGACGAUUUCUUCGGCAGAGAGGGGCAGAAUACCAACCACUCUGGAGAUAUUGUCUACACAACCGCACAGAAAUGUCAGGACUUUACGCGUGUGUUGGACCAGUCAUUUAGGCAUUGUUGAAUACAUCAUGCACAAGUUUCCCAACCUUCAGAAUCUGGUACUGGUAUCUGGCCACUUUUUCCGUUUUGAUUUGGAAGGCUAUUUCAAUAAUAUCGGCGAUAGAUUUAUAGAAUAUCUAAACUCAAUGCAAACAUAUCAAAUUGAGGGAGUAGGAUUAUUUUCUUUGUUUGAAGCGUACUUAAUGCAUACACCCAGUGUACACAUUCAUUUUUGCUAUUUCCCGGAUUCCAUUCUAGGACUUCACUUGAAACAAACAAGUAUAAAAAGAAUAGCAUUUGCACAUUUUAAUAAUGACUCAAGAAAAAAAGAAAGAUUCUUACAGAUGUUCAAGAGAUACCAACAUAAUGUUACAAGGUUUAUCUUGGAUUUCGAAACAUACUCUGAAGACCGCACCUCAUGGAUUGAAGAUAUUCUCACUACCUGUACGCAAAUAAAGGCUUUCCACUACUGGACAUAUGCGCCUUUCCAGCCGCCAUCACAAGCUGCAAUAGACGCAAAUGUGCCUUUGAAUUCAACGCUAGAUACUCUUACACUGAGAGUCCGUACCAUAGAAAGUGGGUCACUUGCUGGUUACUUGCGUCUCUUACCGUCAGUACGUUAUGUAAAUAUUACAAUUGUUUGCCCCUCUAUGGAUGAAGUUGAAAGUAGAGUGGAUAUGCUAUUCGAUUCCUUUGAUACUGCAUCUUCGAGUGCUUGGUCUUCUCAAAGUCAUUACAGUAGUUUAAUAGAUAUCUUUGGUAGAAAGGCGCUAUUAGUAAUUGACGAUGGCUCGUCAGAUAAAGCGAUAUACUUGGUAGACAUACAACGCGAAAAUAGAACAACCAAAAAAUGGACUGAAACGGUACACGGAAACCCUUUGAUCAAAGUUUUCAUCGACAUAGAUCCGUUUGAUGAGGGGAUAGAUUAUAAUGAUUUAUAUUAUGAUGAUUUAUACGAAUAAUUUUAUUUGUUGGUCCUAUGGCUCAUAAUUCGCUUAGUAUUAGCUUUGUCAAUAAAGGUAUGGCAUUUGUUGUCAAAUG